AUUAUGUUAAAUCAAGAGUUGUGAGUCUUUAAGGACUCUAUAAAUACCACUGUCACAUUUCCUUUUCUCCUACUUUCUAUUCAGCAGAGACUGAGAAAUGGAGAGAAGGGUUGAUACUUCACUCCUCAAAGCGUUAUGUUUGUUCGUAAUGGUGAUCGGUGUUGCCUCGUCCAGAGCAACAAUGAUGGAGAAGUCGAAGUUUAAGGUGCUCAGCAGCAAAUUUAAAUAUCACGAUCAUGCGCACAGACGAAAUUUGCUUGAAAAUGGACUUGCCGGAACUCCUGCAAUGGGGUGGAAUAGUUGGAAUCACUACUGGUGCAGUGUCAACGAGACUAUCAUCAAAGCAGCGGCUGACGCUAUUGUCUCCAGUGGGCUAUCUAAGCUUGGAUAUGAAUAUGUUAACCUAGAUGAUUGUUGGGGUGAACAGGAUCGAGAUAGCCAGGGCAAUUUAGUGGCUAAAAACACUACAUUUCCAUCUGGUAUUAAAGCUUUGGCAGACUAUGUUCACUCCAAGGGCCUUAAGCUUGGGAUAUACUCGAGUGCAGGGACUUAUACUUGUAGCAAACAAAUGCCUGGUUCACUGGGUUAUGAGGACCAAGAUGCUAAGACCUUUGCGUCAUGGGGUGUUGAUUAUUUAAAGUAUGAUAAUUGUUACACUGAUGGAACUGAGCCAAUGAUCAGAUACCCAGUGAUGACCAGAGCAUUGAUGAACACUGGACGCCCUAUCUACUACUCUUUAUGUGAAUGGGGAGACCGGCACCCAGCUACGUGGGGUGCUCCCGUUGGAAAUAGCUGGAGAACUACUGGUGAUAUAUCUGAUUCAUGGGAUAGCAUGAUCUCAAGAAUAGACUUGAAUGAAGCUUAUGCUGAGUAUGCAAGGCCUGGUGGCUGGAAUGAUCCUGACAUGCUUGAGAUCGGAAAUGGAGGGAUGACGAAAGAUGAAUAUAUUGUACACUUUAGUUUAUGGUCCAUUUCAAAGGCUCCUCUUCUCCUUGGAUGUGAUGUGACAAAUAUGUCUGCAGAUACAUUAGAAAUCAUUAGUAAUAAAGAAGUAAUUGCUGUUAACAAAGAUCCGCUUGGCAUACAAGCAAAGAAAGUUAGGUGGAUGGGUGAUCAAGAGAUUUGGGCAGCUCCUAUUUCAGGCUACAGGUUUGCUAUAGUGCUAGUGAACAGAGGUCCUUGGCGUUAUUCCAUCACUGCUGCAUGGGAAGACAUUGGAAUUCCUAAGGGUACUGUUAUUGAAGCUAGAGACCUGUGGGAGCACAAAAACUUGCCAACACAAUUCAUAGGCAACAUUACAGCCAUGGUGCCUUCUCAUGGGUGUAAGAUGUAUCUGUUGAAUCCUGUGGGCUGAGAGUUCUCAUCUGAAGUUUAAUGCUCUGGACAGUUUAUGUUUUGUACUGGUUCUCUUCUAGUUUUGAAAUUAGUGAUUAUGUAGUGACUUUUUUUUCAUGGAAUUUAAUUGUUGAUGAAAAUUCACAUUGAGAAAUUCCCAUUGUUUAAGAUAUCA
Mangifera indica (mango) is the source of this 1510-nucleotide messenger RNA. Its product is annotated as alpha-galactosidase 1-like. The transcript has 15 exons. The record is from RefSeq and is a predicted model, not a curated record. Gene Ontology annotation, molecular function: hydrolase activity, hydrolyzing O-glycosyl compounds. NCBI's taxonomy places the organism in Eukaryota, Viridiplantae, Streptophyta, Magnoliopsida, Sapindales, Anacardiaceae. Gene Ontology annotation, biological process: carbohydrate metabolic process. The coding region runs from base 98 to 1354 and encodes 418 amino acids.